GAUUGUACCCAUUUCAAUAGUCUAGUACUUGUAGAGGUAUGAAAUAAUCAUUUGCUUGUUCCGGGAAGAAAUUUUAAUUUUUAUAAGAGAAAAAUUCAAGCGCUCGUUAUCUAUUCAAAAGUUACGUCAACCGAUAAUUGAAGAUGUUAUCACUGUACCAUGUACUCACCUUCCACUUGGAAAUGGAAUAACCUAAAUUCGAGGACCCGGUGAAUAUCUCAUAACAUUGAUAAUUAAAACUCCGAUUGAUCGAUUAAAAAAUUAAUUCUACAAUGGAUUGGGUGAGGAUAUCACAAAUUCUCUGCAUGUUCGGUUUCCUGAAGGAAUUCCGACCUGGAGAACCUUUUAUCACGGAUUAUCUCACAUCGGAGUGGAAAAACUUUACAUCAGAACAGGUGACCGAGGACAUUUAUCCCGUCGGCACUUACAGCUAUUGUGCAACCCUCGUCGUAAUUUUCCUCUUGACGGAUUUCCUGAGGUACAAACCCAUAAUAAUCCUCUGCGGAUUGUCAGGAAUCAUCGCCUUCUGCACAUUGACUUUCGGAAAAAGUCUGGGUGCAAUGCAAUUCCUGGAAUUCAUGUACGGUUUUUAUCUCUCAACAGACGUGGCUUAUUAUACUUACAUUUAUGCCAAAGUCGAUAAGAAACAUUACGAAAAAGUGUCGAGCUACACCAGAUCAGCAUUUCUAUUCGGACGUUUUUUCGCUAGCACCGUAUCUCAAUUAAUCAUAUCUUAUCAACUAAUGAACUAUCACCAGCUAAAUUUCCUGACUAUUGCAGGUCAAGUACUAGCAACGAUUUGGGCCUUAUUUCUCCCACCGGUGAAGCAGUCGGUGUAUUUCCACCGUCCCAUGACAAUUACCGAUGGAAUUAAUAAUUCCUCAGACUCCAGUUCUGCAAAACGAACAAUUGACUCUGGAGUGGAGUCAUCUGUCGCCUUGAAAGGCCAUCAGGCAAAACCUAUGGUAUUGAAAAUAAAAUCAGCGUAUUAUCUACUGUGGAAGGAUUUCCUGAAGGCCUACACUAGCUUCCACGUGCUCAAGUGGUCGUUAUGGUGGGCAGCAGCAUCUUGUGGGUAUCUCCAAGUGCUCAGUUACAGUCAGCCUGUCUGGCAAACUGCUGUAAAAAAAGAUGAUAAGAUAUACAACGGAGCUGUUGAAGCCCUCUACUCCAUCAUUGGCGCAGCUGCGGUUUUCGCAGUUGGAAGAUUGAGACUCAACUGGGAGUUCCUCGGGGAGGCUGUGCUGGUUGUCUUCACUUUCGUCGAGGCUUUCCUCCUCUUCGUGACGGCACAUAAUUAUAAUAUCUGGGUGCUCUAUACUCUUUACAUUAUCUUUGGAGUUAUUUAUCAUACGAUUGUGACGGUGGCGAGUUUUGAGGUAGCAAAGAAAAUAUCUGAAGACAGCUAUGGGCUAGUAUUCGGGAUAAAUAUUUUGGUAUCCCUAAUUUUUCAAACCAUUUUGACGUACAUCGUGACGAGUGGACGUGUCUUCAAAUUAGACAUCAGACAACAGUUUGUCGUCUACGCCUGGUACUUCGUCGUUCUCGCAAUAUUUUUUAUCCCUGCGGCUAUUAUCACAAUCAUAAAAUCGUAUAGAAGAGGCGCGAUGAUAACAGCUUGGGCUCCCACGGAUAAUUCCAGUGAAACAUCUGGUAAUCAGAAGAUCGAGGAGAAUAGCAGUUGAAAAUAAUAAAAAGUCUGCCCCUGACAACAGUAUUAUAGCUAUGAAAAUUCGGGGAAAAGCAGAUUUUUUUAAUAAUUAGUUUUUCAAGAGCUCUGACAGUCGUACUCAUUAGAGUUUUACGAAUUGUUAUCAAGUAUUGAAUCAUGGGAUUCGACCCUCAGGUUUUUUUUACUAUUAGAGAUUUUAUGACAGAAUGUAUUUUUACAAUAAA
Messenger RNA from Fopius arisanus, 1896 nucleotides. RefSeq names its product thiamine transporter 2. Gene Ontology annotation, biological process: transmembrane transport; vitamin transport. The transcript is spliced from 6 exons. Gene Ontology annotation, cellular component: plasma membrane. Lineage: Eukaryota; Metazoa; Arthropoda; Insecta; Hymenoptera; Braconidae. Gene Ontology annotation, molecular function: vitamin transmembrane transporter activity. The record is from RefSeq and is a predicted model, not a curated record. Bases 273 to 1685 code for a protein of 470 amino acids.